Molecule: messenger RNA, 2140 nt
Organism: Larimichthys crocea (large yellow croaker)
Lineage: Eukaryota; Metazoa; Chordata; Actinopteri; Sciaenidae
Exons: 2
Coding region: 157-1992 (611 amino acids)
Source: RefSeq, a predicted model, not a curated record
AAAAUUGAUUUGAUUUGAUUCUUUUAGGGCGGUGCCCUUCUGGGAAAUGUAAAUGCAUUACUCACCUCAUUCCCUGCUGACCCUGAUAAGGAGUAUCAAACUCAGUGUCAGAUACUGCUGGAAGGACUGAACCUGCCAUUGCUCCUUCAGAAGGAGAUGGACAGGCUGACCAGGCUAAAGAGCAACACCUCAGAGGACUCCCCAACAACUGAUGACCAGCAUCAACUCAGAGACGCCAACUCCAUCCACAGAACACACCACCAUGAAAUUAGCAACUGCAAGAGUAAUGGCUUGAACUGGUUCUACUCCAUCACUACAUCUACACCAGAUGCCAUGGCCAGGCCUACAAUUACAGUAACUCAGGAAAAUAGAAAAACAAACCUGAGUUGGUCAGAAAUAUCCUCAGUAACUACACAGUCAAGCUGUCAAACUGAGGACAUUCUAAAUUCAGAAAAACAAAAAAUUGAGAGAAACAAUAACAAACAAGAAAAUAGCUUCAUAACCCAAGAGGAGAUGGAGCAAUCUGAGAGACAGAAAGGCAGAAAACAUCCAGAGUCUUCACGGUGUGUGUUUCAGAAAGUUUCUAAGAACCUAAGAGAUCGAAGACUCAGGAAGCUGAUUCAUCAGCAAUGUGAGAAUGAGAAAGGAGGACGACACGGAGAGAGGGUGGUGUCUAGAGACAGUGUAAGUAAACAUGUUACUGAUAUUUUAGAAACAACUUCAGAAUCCCACACGGCCAGCACAGCAUCACCAGGUAAGAACUGGCACACAAAUAACAUAGUUCAGGAUAACCUGUUCUCAGUUAAGGGCAAAGAGAAGAAAGACGAGAGGGACCAGACUGAGACAGAGAAGAAGAAGAACAUUGUUGCUGUGCUAAGGGAAAAGGUAGCAGCUGAAGCUGAAACAAGUAAAGAAUUGCAUGCAAAGUUAUCUGGUUUUGUAUUCAAACCAAGGAAAAUGAAACCUUCAGUCCACAACCAGGACCUUAAUGUCUGCUCAGAUGUCAGAGCAGAGAUCCAAACUGGAUGUAACCCACUCAGUAGAGAUUUUCACACCAACACAGAAAGUAGAAUAAGUAAAGAGAAGCAAAUUAUUCAAGAUGACUCAGAUAGCCCCCUGACAAAGAAAAGACAGAACGAAAACCAAAUUCUGUCUGAAGGUGGGAAAAGGAGAAAACAGUUGAGCUAUUUCAGUGAAAUGGGAGACAGUAGGUCUGAGGAUGGUAUUUGUUUUCCAUCAAAAGGGUUGGAUAAGGAUGAUUUUUCUUUUGGAACAGACAAAUCGGCACAAGGAAAACCUGUAAAUGGAAUAAAGGACAGGGGUCAAACUUUAAAUCAACAAGAACAAAGGAUUAGAGUGAACACAGGUGAUGAGACUAAAGUCCCACCAUUAAAACCAAGCACUUAUAUCAGUGAUCCAGCACUAUCCAAAUCAAGCCACACCAAGUCCACUGUGGCCCCCUCAACCCUGGCUAUACUCUCAAGAUUCUCUUUCACCAGCACAACUGAACCCAAGACCACAGCUCAAAGUAAAGUGGGAAAAGAUCUUCCCUCUGGAGUGGAAAAAAGUUCAACUAAAAGACAUCGUGCUGAAUACUCAAGCGGGAACAGUCCCUUAAGAAAAAAGACUAAAACUGUAGUAGUCAUGGAUGAGGUAAAGGACAUGCUUCCCUUCUCAGCCACAGAGCUCAUACCAGGACAGAGACAUGAACAAUGGAGAGAGACACCAACUAAAAUAAUGUGCAGAGAAAACCAGAUGGAGCCAACUCAUUCUGCAAACCACAGUAAAAGUUUUAAAACUGUGAAUGAUGGUCCUGUUGACUAUCAAAACACUGUAAGUCUGAAGAAGAGAAAGUGUUUUGAGCUGGGACAAAGUAGUGUUGGUGGUUCCAAGGGUCCGUUCUCAGGACUGGAUCUGUUUGGCUCUGUUGAGCUGAGUAAUGAUGUUCUUGACACUGACUGGGAUGAAGAAGUUUCAAAAGCCACAAUCUGAAAUCACCAGCGACUGUCACCAUGUGUAUGUCUGUAAAGAAUACCACUGGAAUGUACUUCAUACAUUUUUCUAUGGGGCACAGCGCUUGAAUUCUUUUCCUGAUUUAUGAUUUUAGUGACCUGAGAAUAAACGUUUAAUCAUUGGAGAA